GAACUCACACUUGACACAAACACAGCACACAGAAACCUCAAACUGUCUAACACCAACAGGAAGGUGACAUGUGUAAAGGAGGAGCAGCCAUAUCCUGAUCAUCCAGAGAGGUUUGAGUCCUAUCCUCAGCUGCUGUGUAGAGAUGGUGUGACUGGUCGCUGUUACUGGGAGGUUGAGAGGAAAGGAGGGGUUGUAAUAGCAGUGAGUUACAGAGGAAUCAGCAGGAGGAGAGGAGGCAGUGGUGACUGUAUGUUUGGAUGGAAUGAUAAGUCCUGGAGUCUGAGCUGCUCUGAUGGCGGUUACUCUGUCAGUCACAAUAACAUAGAAACAGCCAUCCCCUCCUCUGUCUCUAAUAGGGUAGCAGUGUAUGUGGACUGGCCUGCUGGCUCUCUGUCCUUCUACACAGUCUCCUCUGACUCACUGAUCCACAUCUACACCUUCAACACCACAUUCGCUCAGCCUCUUUAUCCUGGGUUUGGGUUACGAUUUGGGUUACGGUGUUGGUUACGGUUUGGGUCCAGAUCAGAGGGUUCCUCAGUGUCUCUGUGUCCUGUGGAGGACAGAGAGUAUCCUCCUGUCACAGAAUCAGACAGUUGA
Messenger RNA from Perca flavescens (yellow perch), 597 nucleotides. Its product is annotated as neoverrucotoxin subunit beta-like. The transcript has a single exon. The record is from RefSeq and is a predicted model, not a curated record. NCBI's taxonomy places the organism in Eukaryota, Metazoa, Chordata, Actinopteri, Perciformes, Percidae. Gene Ontology annotation, molecular function: protein binding. The annotation marks the transcript as partial.